Haliotis rubra (blacklip abalone) is the source of this 1611-nucleotide messenger RNA. RefSeq names its product ragulator complex protein LAMTOR2-like. Bases 85 to 462 code for a protein of 125 amino acids. The transcript is spliced from 4 exons. The record is from RefSeq and is a predicted model, not a curated record. Gene Ontology annotation, cellular component: Ragulator complex. Gene Ontology annotation, biological process: positive regulation of TOR signaling; cellular response to amino acid stimulus. Gene Ontology annotation, molecular function: guanyl-nucleotide exchange factor activity; molecular adaptor activity. NCBI's taxonomy places the organism in Eukaryota, Metazoa, Mollusca, Gastropoda, Lepetellida, Haliotidae.
CGUAACAUUUCGCGUCUGUGGAUCAUGUGACAGGUGUUUUCCUGUAACUCAAAGUGGAUUUUUACGAAGGGAAAAGACGACAUAAUGUUAAAACCUAAAGCUUUGACACAAGUGUUAAGUCAAGCAAACACCGGAGGAGUGAGCAGUACCCUUCUGCUGAACAAUGAAGGGUCCCUGCUGGCAUAUUCCGGUUAUGGAGACAAGGAUGCUGCAGUCACUGCUGCCAUCGCAAGCAACAUCUGGACAUCAUAUGUUAGGAAUGGAACUCAGGCCUUCAAUGAUGACAAGUUGCAACACGUCCUGGUAGAGUGCAAAGAGGGGAAAGUUGGUCUGACCAAGGUUGCCAACCUGCUCCUGUGUGUGUGCUGCAAGGACAGUGUAGGGUUUGGAAUGUUGAAAGCAAAGCUGGAAGCACUAGCCACAUACUUGGAGGACCCCCUAUCCCAAGUGGCAGCCUCCUGAUAGUGGAUAGCACACAAGAUGUGUACGUGAAAUGACAGUCAACAGCUCCUGUCACCAUCUUGGCUGCUUCCUGCAUCAUUCCCGGUCCUGUUGCCAGGCAAACUCUUUGAACAAACAGGACUUUGUUCACCUCAGUAUUUGGCAUAACAUGUUCAGAUUACAUAAAAUAUUGGUACACUUUUAUUUUAAUCUAGCAAAAUAUAGGUUGAUUAAUGUAUAAUGUUGAAGCUUUAACUGCAUUAGAAUGGGUCAGUUAGGUAAUGAACCCAAGUGUUGGGGUAUAUAUGCCAUGACGCAUCUCCAGUUGUGUGUAUUUCAGUGUUUCUCGCACUUCACUGUUCGAAGGGUGUACUUGUAGAUGAAUGAUUGAAUACAGCUGUGAGAAUAUAAAAACUGUAUCACAGCAUUCAUUGGAAUGUCAUACUUAAGACUUGUCCUAAAAAAAAAGCAAGGAAAACCGCAAUUGUGAUACAAAUUCAGGGCCAUCUGGAAUGAUGUUACAGUUACAAAAGAAUAUUAAUGCUGUUAGUGUUUUGUCGAUACUAAUAUUGACACUGCAGAAUUCUGGUCCUGUGAUAUAUGUUAAUCACAUGUCAGUGGUGCUAUUAUGUUGAUACUCUAGGUGUUUAACACUCCACCAGCUGUCAAAUACAUCAGCUUGUCUUUGUGUUGGUUGUCUUGGCAGAUUUCAGCUGACUCUUAUCAUUUACAUUCAACAGUUGAUGAUAUAGGAUUCACUUAGCUAAUUUAGAACUGUUUGACACUCAAGGUUAAAGGAUUUCUUUGACCUAGAGGUAGCAUUGUGGUUCAGCUGGUGGCUCCCACUGAAGGCCCAAUUUCUGUUUUCAACAAGAGUAUGUAUGUGAAGUUUUUUCUUGGUAUCCCUUGACAUGAUAGAACUGGAAUAUUGAUAAGAGCAGAUUGGUUUCUAACUGAAACACUUUUUCCUAUAACAUUUUUCAAUGAGAUCAGUAUACUGGUUUAGAUAAAAUGUACAUCUCCAGGUAUAUUCAGCAUGCAUUCUUUUGUCCCAUUGUAAAAGAGCACAUAAGGCAAAGCUUGUGAAAUGUUUUAUUGUCCACACUACUAAGAGUUUCUUGUAUGCAACAGCCAUGUACUUUAUGUAAAUAAAAUGUUGAUAUGACAGAA